AGCUGUGGGAGGAUCCGGCUGAGCCCGCAGACGCCCCCUCCGCCUCGCCUCGCCUGUCUCUGUCCGCGGUCCCGGGCUCCCGUGGUGGCCGGAGAGGCGGGGCGGGGUCCCCUGGCGUUGCCGGGCGUCCCCCUGGGGAGCUUCCCUGGGCCCUGGGUCUUCACGGAGUGUCAUCCUGAGACCCGGGUUCCUGGAGUCCCCGGUGCCCACCGGAGACCAGAUUUCCUUGCUUACCUGCUAGUGUCGCCCUCAGCCCGUCGCCCCUCCUCUUGUCUACAUAGAGAGAGGUAAAUUGGCAAGAUGAAGAGCAGCAAGUCAAAAGAGGUGCCUUUACCAAAUCCAAGAAGCUCUCAAAGCAAGGACACUGUUCAAGUAGAUACAACUACAUCAUGGGAUGCACUUUCUCAGACCAAGGCUGCUCUAAGACACAUUGAGAACAAAUUAGAAGUAACUCCUACAAGUACAGCUGUAAUUGAUUCUGUGAUGGAUGCUAAGAAAUCUGCAAGUGCUACUCGAAAAAUAAGUAGGAAAGAUGGUCGAUACCUAGAUGAUUCUUGGGUCAGCUCUCCAACUUCCAAACCUUCUAAACCACGAAAAGAGAAAUCUCGCAGUCCUCUCAGAGCUACCACCCUAGAAAGUAAUGUUAGGAGAAACAAUCGUGUGGAAUUUCGUGAACCUUUGGUUUCUUACAGGUUAGUAUUGGGGGAAAAAUGUUAGCGACUAGCAUUGGCCUGUAACAAUUACAGUAGGAUUAUGAUUAAUUUUCUCAGUUUUUCAUACUACUAUGAAAUGGCAUUAGUUAGCAUUCCACUGCUGUGACCAAAUGGCAGAUAAGAAGUAACCUAAGGGAGGAAAGGUUUAUUUGAUUUAGAGUUUAGUCAGGAAUAUAGUCCAUUAUGGCAGGGUAGGCAUGGCAGCAGGACCAUGAGGCUGUUGGUCAACUUGUGUCUGCAGUAAGAAAGCAGAGAGAACAGGAAAU
This is a messenger RNA of Nannospalax galili (Upper Galilee mountains blind mole rat), 979 nucleotides long. Its product is annotated as centrosome-associated protein 350-like. NCBI's taxonomy places the organism in Eukaryota, Metazoa, Chordata, Mammalia, Rodentia, Spalacidae. The transcript is spliced from 5 exons. Gene Ontology annotation, molecular function: microtubule binding. The coding region runs from base 301 to 717 and encodes 138 amino acids. Gene Ontology annotation, biological process: microtubule anchoring. Gene Ontology annotation, cellular component: centrosome. The record is from RefSeq and is a predicted model, not a curated record.